AUGGCCACAUGUGCCCUUUGUUCUAGUUAUGAAAAUGUCGAAAUAGAGUGUCCUAGAUAUAAAGGGUUGAUGGUUAUGAAUGAUAGUGUUAACCCCCCUUAACUCAUUGCUGAAAACUCAUGGCUAGAAAGGACACCUCAACCUCCUACCUACACAGCACAUUAUAACAAUUACAAUAACCAUAAUUAUAAAAGAGGGAAUGCUUAUAUGUAUUAACCUUCAUUUCCUCCUCAAACAUCUCAAUUUUUUUGAAAACAAGCUCCCUUCCAGCCAAUUUUAUGCCCACAUAAUUCUCAGUCCACUUAAGCAACAGAUGAUGUUCAAAAUGAAGCUGCCUUAGCUACUAAUAAAUUGUUGAAGCAGAUGUUGCAAGAGCAAAGAGAACAAAUAUAAGAACUGAGGACAGAAAUAAAAACAAUGAAGAUGCUAAUGGGAGGGUGA
Spirodela intermedia is the source of this 441-nucleotide messenger RNA. Lineage: Eukaryota; Viridiplantae; Streptophyta; Magnoliopsida; Alismatales; Araceae. The record is from the annotation of a GenBank genome assembly.